UGGGAAUGAGAACAAAUGGCACAGAGCUUGCGAUUGCACUUUGCAGCCAGGAGAAGUAAUACUUACCCUCUGUCGGAAACCUCCGGAGAUGACUUGGAUAGCCACGUUCCCUCACGCGGCAGGAGACCAGCGCGGAUCCCGGCUAGCGUUGUUCAGAUGAGGCUGACCCCCAGACAGACGGCGCUGGCUCCGUGGGUAAAGCAGAGAGCCUCUGAAAAUGUUAGCAAGAGCAGCUGCCUGCAGAUCUCACUGCAGCCAAGGUACGGUGGGCGCCUUCCAUCCAGCCCCGUCCCGGCCGGGGACGAUGCUGCGUUUACUUGUGUCUUGAAGGACAGCAUUCGCCACAGCGCUGGGGCUAGCAGUGAACUGAACUCUGUGGGUGAUGGCAGCCUUUUGGGUACUUCUGCCGUUUGCAGUGGCAGCCUCGGUAACUUCUCAGCCAGUGACAAUGGGUCUUACUGCAGCCAUGGCAGUGACUGCGGGUCGUGUGCAAGCCUCACUAGCGGAGGUUCCUAUGCUAAUAGCGUCAACAGCGAUGGAAGUGGUUAUGCCUUUCUACCCAGUGAUGAGAGUCUUUUUGGUGGAAAUUUACCUUCUGAGGGCACCGCCAACAGAAGUGUGCCAGACAGGAACACGGCUCCCUGUGAAGUUCUGCCCAGAAGCUCUAGUGCGGUUCCCUUUGUCCAGGAGGACCUGGAUCAUGGACUAGAGAUUAAGAAAGUGCCUGCAAGCCGAAAUGGGAAGGGCCCACUGAAACGCUGCUCGUCCUUGGUCAUCUUCCCCAGGAGUCCUUCCUUCACCCCACCAACUUCCCCCACCAACACAGCCGUUCUUCCCAGCAAAGGUGCCUACCAGACCUCACACCAGUUUGUGCUCUCUCCCAGUGAAACUGCACAUCAUGAAGAUGGUACCAAUGCCAAGGGCUUCCUUUCCACAGUUGUCAAUGGACUUCGAUUAUCUAAAAUGGUUUGUACCCCCGGAGAAGUAAGAGACGUUCGGCCCCUCCACGCCAACGGCUCAUCGCAAAAGAAAAUUGUCAUUUCCAAUAAUAGUCCAAGACAGACGGCCUGUGAGAGGUCACCCGAGGGGUAUUCUUGUGUUUCCGUGCACUUGACCCAACGAAAAGCAACCUUGUCAGAUUGUGAAGUAACCCUUGGUGACUGUAGAUCAGAGAAGUCAGAAAUUCAGCUCAGGUCUGAUUCGGAGCACAGCAUGGUCAUUCAUAGGUCAUCCCAGUGUUCAACAGCCACCCCAAGCAUGGAUUGUCAGAUAGGUAUCAGUGGAGAGUUGGAAAGACCAAAUUCACAGAGAAAUAAAAACCACACUGUUUUACAAAGAAGUGUUUCACUGGGAGAAAGGUAUCCAAACGUUUCCUGUUUAUCCAGCCUGAAGCACAGUUGUUCCAAAGGGGGACCAUCUCAGUUACUCAUAAAGUUUGCAUCUGGAAAUGAAGGUAAAGUUGACAGUUUGUCCAGAGACAGAGAUUUUGCAAAUGAACUGCCCAAUUCCUGUGAGACAAGAGAUGAUUUCCUAGGUCAAGUGGACGUUCCUCUCUACCCUUUACCGACAGAAAACCCAAGAAUGGAGAGACCAUAUACAUUCAAGGAUUUUGUUCUUCAUCCAAGAAGUAACAAGUCAAGAGUUAAAGGGUAUCUGAGAUUAAAAAUGACUUAUUUACCUAAAACCAGUGGCUCGGAAGAAGAUAAUGCAGAACAGGCUGAGGAGUUAGAGCCUGGCUGGGUUGUUUUGGACCAACCGGAUGCUGCUUGCCAUUUGCAGCAGCCGCCCGAACCGGCUCCUCUACCUCCAGGAUGGGAAGAGAGGCAAGAUGUCCUCGGAAGGACCUACUAUGUGAACCAUGAGUCUAGGAGAACACAGUGGAAGAGACCAAGCCCACAGGACGACCUCACCAAUGCUGAGAACGGAAACAUCCAGCUACAAGCACAGCACGCAUUCACCACCAGGAGGCAGAUAUCCGAGGAAACAGAGAAUGCUGACAACCGUGAGUCUCCUGAGACCUGGGAAAUUAUACAAGAAGAUGAAGCCACCAUGUAUAGUGGUCAGGCCGUCCAGUCACCUCCUUCAAGUAACAUGGAUACACAGAUUCACCUUGCAGAGGAGUUGGAUGCCAGACUCACCGUGUAUGGAAAUCCUGCCACCAGCCAGCCAAUGUCCAGCUCAAGUCACUCCGGCAGAAGAGGCAGCUUGCAGGCCUAUAUCUUGGAGGAACAGCCUGCACUUCCUGUGCUUUUGCCUACUUCAUCUGGAUUGCCACCAGGUUGGGAAGAAAAACACGAUGAGAGAGGAAGGUCGUACUAUGUAGAUCACAAUUCCAGAACCACCACGUGGACAAAGCCGACUGCCCAGGCUACAAUGAAGACCAGUCAGCUGCCCUCAAACCAGAGUUCCUCAGGCACUCAGCUGCAGCUCCCCACCGGUGACCCUGCACAGCAGGUGACUCCACCAUCUGAAAUUGAACAAGGAUUCCUUCCUAAAGGCUGGGAAGUCCGGCAUGCACCAAAUGGGAGGCCUUUCUUUAUUGACCACAACACCAAGACCACCACCUGGGAAGAUCCAAGACUGAAAAUCCCAGCUCAUCUGAGAGGAAAGCUGUGGCUCGACUCAUCCGGUGAUCUGGGGCCUCUGCCUCCAGGAUGGGAAGAAAGAACUCACACAGAUGGAAGAAUCUUCUACAUAAAUCACAAUAUAAAGAGAACACAAUGGGAAGAUCCUCGGUUGCAGAAUGUGGCAGUAACUGGACCAGCAGUGCCCUACUCCAGGGACUACAAAAGGAAGUACGAGUUCUUCCGAAGAAAGCUGAAGAAGCAGAGUGACAUUCCAAACAAAUUUGAAAUGAAACUUCGCCGCGUGACUGUUCUCGAGGAUUCUUACCGGAGAAUUAUGGGUGUUAAGAGGGCCGACUUCCUCAAGGCUCGGCUAUGGAUUGAGUUCGAUGGCGAAAAGGGACUGGAUUAUGGAGGAGUCGCCAGAGAGUGGUUCUUCCUGAUCUCAAAGGAAAUGUUCAAUCCUUAUUAUGGGCUGUUUGAAUAUUCUGCUACGGAUAAUUAUACCCUGCAGAUAAACCCCAACUCUGGCUUAUGUAAUGAAGAUCACCUCUCUUACUUCAAGUUCAUUGGCCGUGUAGCUGGGAUGGCAGUUUACCAUGGCAAACUGUUGGAUGGCUUUUUCAUCCGCCCCUUUUACAAGAUGAUGCUGCACAAAAUGAUCACACUUCAUGACAUGGAGUCCGUGGAUAGUGAAUAUUACAAUUCACUACGAUGGAUUCUUGAAAAUGAUCCCACAGAAUUGGACCUCAGAUUUAUCAUUGAUGAAGAACUAUUUGGACAGACACAUCAACAUGAGUUGAAAAAUGGUGGAUCAGAAAUCGUUGUCACCAACAAGAAUAAAAAGGAAUAUAUUUAUCUUGUAAUACAAUGGCGAUUUGUCAACCGAAUCCAGAAGCAAAUGGCUGCUUUUAAAGAGGGGUUUUUUGAACUGAUACCACAGGAUCUCAUCAAAAUUUUUGAUGAAAAUGAACUAGAGCUUCUUAUGUGUGGCCUGGGAGACGUGGAUGUGAACGACUGGAGAGAACAUACAAAGUACAAGAAUGGCUACAGCGCAAAUCACCAGGUCAUCCAGUGGUUUUGGAAGGCUGUUUUAAUGAUGGAUUCAGAAAAAAGAAUACGAUUACUUCAGUUUGUUACCGGCACAUCCCGUGUGCCUAUGAAUGGAUUUGCUGAACUCUACGGUUCGAAUGGACCACAGUCGUUCACAGUUGAGCAGUGGGGUGCCCCCGACAAGCUGCCAAGAGCGCACACCUGCUUCAAUCGAUUGGACCUGCCACCCUAUGAAUCAUUUGAAGAACUAUGGGAUAAACUUCAGAUGGCGAUUGAAAACACUCAGGGUUUUGAUGGUGUUGAUUAGAUUAAGAGUAAGAAUCUAUGGUGUUUUGACUGCCAUAGUUUUAUAUAAGCAAAAUUAAAAUCAUGUCUUAAAAUUUUCCAGGGAACUACUAAAACAUGGCUGCUGGCUCUUCCCAGAUGGCAUAGUAUGACAGUCUCCAUGAUUUCAGUCACGCUGAAGUAUACAGUUACUUCAUUCUGUUGUUGGGGUUCAUUUUACAUGGCAGGAUGAAGUCUGAGUCCCUGACCUGGUUUUGUCCGUACUAAUCUCCUUGACAGUAUUUUCCAGGCAGUCUUUCUUAAACUACUGAAAUUAUAACUGUGAAAUAUCUGUAAUGAGUGUCAUGUGUGAAGAGUUUGAUGCUUUCUUUGAGAAGGAAACUGAAAUUUGGAAAAAGAAAGUCUUUCACAUCCAGUAAACUACAAUACAUUUAGUGCUAUUGCAGCUGUUUGUUCCGUGGACUUGCCUAGAACACCAUAUUGCUGAGAUCGUUGAACAACUUUGGGAAGUGUGUCACCUAUAUUUUUAGCCAACUGACUCACUUGCAAAAAAAAAAUUGUUUACUCUUUCAUUUGAAAAGUAUUUGGCAUUUGUUAAUAUGCAGCUUUCGUUUACAAGGUGGGUCCUGAGAGAAGUCGAGCAAGUUGUUAUUUGCAGUGGGUGAAAAGUUUAGCCUUCCUCUUUCCUGUACCCCCUUAUGGCUCAGUCACAGGAUAGGGUCAUCAUUUUCCAGUGUAUUUAGCAUUCCUUCUUAAUACAUGAAGCAAUCUCUGCCAAGCAGUCUUUCUAAAUACACAUGAAGAUGACCUGCCUUUCCUAGUCACCUUCCCUCCUGUACAGUUAUGUAGUAAAUACAUGUUUACAGGGUUCAUUAUGUUUACAGGUUAAGCUGAUUCUGUAGUUGCAGUUUAUAUUUUUAGUAAUAAAAAACCAAAUCAUUUGUUUAAAAUAACCAAAGAAUAGUUAAGUGCAUAAUUUGUAUUAAACUUGUUACCAUGUUUCUUCUGCUUUUUAAAAAGUACUGUGUACUAUGAAAA
Molecule: messenger RNA, 4940 nt
Organism: Nannospalax galili (Upper Galilee mountains blind mole rat)
Lineage: Eukaryota; Metazoa; Chordata; Mammalia; Rodentia; Spalacidae
Gene: Nedd4
Product: NEDD4 E3 ubiquitin protein ligase
Exons: 25
Coding region: 16-3924 (1302 amino acids)
Biological process (GO): regulation of dendrite morphogenesis; neuromuscular junction development; receptor internalization
Molecular function (GO): sodium channel inhibitor activity; protein binding; ubiquitin protein ligase activity
Source: RefSeq, a predicted model, not a curated record